Ostreobium quekettii is the source of this 2241-nucleotide messenger RNA. NCBI's taxonomy places the organism in Eukaryota, Viridiplantae, Chlorophyta, Ulvophyceae, Bryopsidales, Ostreobiaceae. The record is from the annotation of a GenBank genome assembly.
AUGGCGGCAUUCGCGGAGGUGGGCUUGAUGCCUGAGCUGAUCAGGGCGGUUGAGGACCUGGGAUGGAUGCUGCCCACUCCCAUACAAUCCGAAUCCGUGCCUCUGAUUCUCGGGGGAGGGGACAUCAUGGCGGCUGCCGAGACUGGGAGUGGAAAAACUGGGGCUUUUGCAUUGCCCAUUCUUCAGAUCGUUCAUGAGGCGCUUAGAAAGUCUGCAUCGGCUGGAAAAGGGGUAUCACAAUCAAAUGGAAGCAGCCAACAAAAUGUCAGGUGCCAGCUGAAUGUCCAAGACAGGGAUGCAGUAUUCGCCAUAUCGCCAGAUGGGUUGAGGUGCCAGAGCCGGGCUCCUCAGAGCUGGGCAGGGUGCAGAGCGACGGUUGGAGUGUUUGCUGGGAAGGUGUACUAUGAGGCAAAGGUCACUGAUGAAGGGCUGUGUCGAAUUGGCUGGUCAACUCAAGCGAGCAAACUCGAUGGCUUGGGCUUCGAUGCUCAGAGCUUCGGCUAUGGUGGAACUGGGAAGAAAUCGCACAAACGCCGGUUUGACGACUAUGGGGAGUUGUACGGUUUAGGGGACACGAUCGGGUGCAUGUUUGAUUCUGAGACCAUGCAGGUGUCCUAUUCCAAGAACGGGCAGGAUCUUGGGGUUGCCUUCUCUGUCACCCAAAAUCUGCAGGGACAGGUGUUUUAUCCCACCAUCUGCUUGAAGAAUGCAGAGAUGGCAGUGAACUUUGGAGAAACUGCCUUUGAAUACGAUCCGCCCCCUGGCUUUGUCGGCAUCGCCAAGGCCCCCCCCAGCACAACGGCAACAGCCAUGGACCCUCCACGUUCAGCUCAUGGUGGUGAACGUCGACCUCUGUGCAUCAUCCUUGAGCCAGCACGCGACCUGGCAGAGCAAACCCACGACUGCAUCACUGAUUUUGGAAAGUAUUUGAAGGCACCCACUGUGGCCAAUGCUCUGUUUGUUGGGGGCGUGGACGCCAAGGCACAGGCCAGGGCCCUAAGGGAGGGGGUGGACAUUGUCACUGGGACACCAGGCAGGAUAACUGAUUUCAUCAACAGCGGAAAGCUGUCAGUGGACAAGGUCCGCUUUUUUGUCCUUGAUGAGGCAGAUCGUCUGUUGGACACUGGCAACCAGCCUGCAAUCAUGCAGCUUUUCCGGCAGUUCCCAAAGAGCGGCAAGGGAAUGGACAGGCUGCAGGUGCUGAUGUUCUCUGCAACUCUGCACUCUGAGGAAGUCAAGCAGCUGUCAUCUCAGAUCUGCCAAAACCCCAUCGUGAUCGAUCUCAAAGGGAAGGGCUCGGUACCAGACACUGUGGACCACGUGAUUGUCAGGGCUGACCCUCACGAAGACAGGACAUGGCUGCAGACAGCACCAAAGGUUCCAACGGACAACGUGCAUGUCCUGGACAGCAUUGGACCCAACGUAAGCACAAAGGAGUGCUACUCCGAGGCCGUGAAGCGCUUGAAGCCGAGGAUACUCCGGCGCAUCAUCGAUGCGCACAAGAUGGACCAGUGCCUCAUAUUUUGCCGCACCAAUUUCGACUGCGACAAUCUGGAGACGUUCUUGAAUCAGCUGGGCGGGGGACAGGGCUUCAGGGGAAGGAGGGAACACGGGAAAGAGAAUCCCUAUUCUUGUGCAGUCCUUGCAGGCGCCAGGAACAUGCACGAACGAAGAAUGGCCCUUGAGUGCUUCAAGGCUGGCGAGGUUCGUUUCCUGAUAUGCACCGACGUCGCGGCCCGAGGGAUAGACAUCAGGGAGCUGCCCUACGUCAUCAACAUGACGCUGCCCGACAGGUCGGAGGACUACAUCCACAGGGUGGGGCGCGUGGGGCGCGCGGACACCAUGGGCCUGGCCAUCUCCAUCGUGUCCACAGUCCCAGAGAAGGUGUGGUACUGCAGCGUGAAGGGGUACCGACCGUGGCUGGAGCCUGAUGCGGAGAACACGCGGACGAACAAGGAAGGAGGGCACACAGUGUGGUACGACGAGUCGCAGUACUUGAAGGACAUAGAAGCCAGGAUCGGCCACCCCAUAGACACGUUGGGCCCCGACAUGAGCCUGCCCGCCAGCAUUCAGGCACGCUCCACCGUCGCGUACGGCCAACAGAGAGGCGGUGGGGACACGUCGCAAGCGGCAGAGCACAUGCAGCAAAUUCGCCAGAGUGUGGAACAACUGGCCCGGCUCGAGUGGGAGGCGCAGACCUCAUUUUUGACGCUGGGGCGAAAAUUCGGCACCGCGAGAUAG